Microplitis mediator is the source of this 605-nucleotide messenger RNA. RefSeq names its product gamma-secretase subunit pen-2 (gene pen-2). The transcript has 3 exons. Lineage: Eukaryota; Metazoa; Arthropoda; Insecta; Hymenoptera; Braconidae. Gene Ontology annotation, cellular component: gamma-secretase complex. The record is from RefSeq and is a predicted model, not a curated record. Gene Ontology annotation, biological process: Notch receptor processing. Bases 176 to 481 code for a protein of 101 amino acids.
CUUUUUGUUGUUAACCCUACCUACAUAGAAACUCGAAUGGGUGUCAUAAAAUAGUAAAUAGUAGUGUCAAACAUUUUUUUUUCACUCACCCGACUAUUAUUGUUGUCUUUUAUCUUAAUUAUUAAAUUUAAUAUAUUUAUAUACAUCUGAAAAUAUUAUUUCAAUUAUUUAAAUAAUGGAUUUAUCAAAAAUGCCUCAUGAUAAAAAAUUGCACUUAUGUAAAUGGUAUUUUAGAGUUGGUUUUGCAGCAUUACCAUUCGUUUGGGCAGUAAAUACAAUAUGGUUUUUUAGAGAAGCAUUUCUUGCUCCACAUUAUGAAGAACAAAAACAAAUUCGAAAAUAUGUCAUAUUCUCUGGAGUUGGGGCAUUAAUAUGGGCAGCUGUACUUUUAUCAUGGGUAAUUGUUUUCCAAACACAACGAGCAGCUUGGGGUGAAUUUGCUGAUUCUAUAAGUUAUAUUAUACCAGAAGGAAUCCCGUGAUAAAAUAAUUAUUAAAUCAAUUAAACAACAACAAAUUGAUUUUGUCAAAAAAUCAUGUAUUUACUAUACCACGUAUUUAUAAUUUAUAAUUAAUUUUAAAAAUACAUUUUUAUCAUUCAUAGAA